AUGGUCAACCAAGACAAGGUGGCCAUAUUCUGGGACUUUGAAAAUUGUUGUCCUCCCUCGACGCAGGGAUUGGGAUAUGAUAUUGUGAAUAACAUCGGGCGCAUGGCUCGCAUAUUUGGAUCCGUAACCACCUUCAAAGCAUACCUGGACAUAUCGAGCCAACCUCCCAAGUCCACAGCUCUUCGUUCAGAGCUGCAGCUAUCCGGCGUCUCGGUGGUAGAUUGUCCUCACAACGGCAAGAAAGAUGUUGUUGACAAGAUGGCCAUGGUCGAUAUGUUCGCUUUUGCUGUUGACAACCCUGCACCCGCUACUGUCAUCCUCAUUGCUGCGGAUAGAGACUAUGCCUAUGCGCUCUCUACUCUUCGUCUCCGUAAUUACAAGGUUGUAUUGAUCACUCCUUGUGUCUCGACCUGUCUCGAGGCUUGUGCCUCGUUCGUCAUAGACUGGAAUGUCGCCCUCACGAAGACUAGAACAGAGUCAAACACUGACUGCGUCCGGCGACCAUAUAUUGAUAUUGAAGCCAGUCUUUUUGAUAGACUUUCACAGGAAGUCUCCCAAUUUGGCAAAAAUUUGACUGUGAUCUCUGCCCCGCUAGAAGCCAUAAAGCCUCAGCGAAUCAAUGCGCAAGAUUUGCUCCGUCCA
This is a messenger RNA of Pisolithus orientalis, 642 nucleotides long. Its product is annotated as NYN domain-containing protein. Gene Ontology annotation, cellular component: cytoplasm; peroxisome. NCBI's taxonomy places the organism in Eukaryota, Fungi, Basidiomycota, Agaricomycetes, Boletales, Pisolithaceae. Gene Ontology annotation, molecular function: CCR4-NOT complex binding; RNA nuclease activity; mRNA base-pairing post-transcriptional repressor activity. Gene Ontology annotation, biological process: post-transcriptional gene silencing. The record is from RefSeq and is a predicted model, not a curated record. The annotation marks the transcript as partial. The transcript has 3 exons.